Canis lupus familiaris (dog) is the source of this 4156-nucleotide messenger RNA. It is a transcript of the gene MCMDC2, whose product is annotated as minichromosome maintenance domain containing 2. The transcript is spliced from 15 exons. Gene Ontology annotation, biological process: double-strand break repair via break-induced replication. NCBI's taxonomy places the organism in Eukaryota, Metazoa, Chordata, Mammalia, Carnivora, Canidae. The coding region runs from base 314 to 2359 and encodes 681 amino acids. Gene Ontology annotation, molecular function: ATP binding; single-stranded DNA helicase activity; DNA binding. The record is from RefSeq and is a predicted model, not a curated record.
UCUCGAGGGAGCGCCUGACUGGCGGGCCCGGUGGGUGAGGCGCGGUGUGGGUAGUGUUCGCUGUUGGGCUCGGGUUCCUGGUUCCAGAGGCUGCGGAAGGCAGUGGGAGAGCUUCUGGAUCCCAGGGUGUGAGGUCGGAUUCGCUUUUAUCCGCUUUGUGAGGUGUUUUUCUGCUGAGGGGCCGGGGUGAGGAGACGAGUCUCGCGCCUGUUCGAGGUAGUCUCAUCUUUUCUGUGCAUUUCACCACCUGUAGUCUUUACCAGCCAGUAGUUUAAUCACUUAGUAAUAGAGAAGAAUCAUUAACCAGAAGAAAAUGUCAAAUCUAAAAAUGAAAGAGGCAGCCCUGAUCUAUCUUGACAGAAGUGGAGGCCUCCAAAAGUUUAUAGAUGAUUGCAAGUCCUACAAUGAUUCAAAACAAAGUUAUGCUGUGUAUCGAUUCAAUAUUUUAAUAAAUCCCUCUGAUAUUACUGAAUUGGAUGCUGAACUAGGAAAUCACAUUUUACACCAGCCUUUAAAAGCUGCUCAAGUUUUUCAAUCAGUCUGUUUUACUGCUGUUAAGACUCUCUCAUUAAUUGGACAAUUACAGACUGAAACUCAAAUUAAUAUAGUGCUGAAGUUAACACAUUUACCACAACUGCGAAGUUAUAGUCUUGAUCUUUGUGAGUUUCCACUUGAUUAUGCAUCUCAAAGAUUUUAUAUGAUGCAAGGAAUUGUAAUUUCAAUGACAACUGUAACCAAGUAUACACAAGGUGCAAGAUUUCUUUGUUCGGAUGAAGCAUGCCCUCUUUCAAAAGGAUUUCAAUAUAUAAGAGUGCAUGUGCCUGGUGCUACAGAAUCUGCAACAGUAAGAAAUGACUUUUUGUGCAAUCUAUGUUCAUCUUCGCUUCAAGAAGACAGAAAAUUUAGAGUACUUGGUGAUAAACAGAUAGUUGAAAUAAUCACAGCAAAGGCACUUCAGGCUUUUAAAGGAUAUUCUAACAACCAGCCAUUUAGGUUUCAAUCUCUUACAAUUUUUCUAAGAGAUGAAUCAGUGGGUAAAAUGAAUAUAGGAAGUGAGUAUAAAAUUAUUGGAAUUCCAACAUGUGUAAAAACUUCACAAACUGCUGUCUGUAUAGAGGCAAACAGUAUCAUUUUUUGCAAUCCAAAAGUUCCCUCAGGAAUUAGCAACAAUUUCAAGGAUCUUCUCUCUUUGACGUCCAACUCAUGCUGGAAAUUUACAGCAAUACUUGCCAAUAUCUUUGCAUCACAAAUUGUUCCUCCUGGGACUUAUAAUUUGCUCAAGCUCUGUUUACUGAUGAGUCUGGUACAAACAUGUGACCGUAACAAGGAACUGAAAGAUUGCCUGGAUAUUUUAAUUAUAACAAGUGAUACUCUACUUAUAGACAGGCUUUUGAAUUUUAGUAUAAACCUUGUGCCCCGUGGUAUACGUAAUCCAGUCUCUACUGAAAUUUUUCCUACUCUAACCAGGAAUAAAUAUGGAACUGGAGCAGUUAGCAUUCAAGCUGGCAGUGCUUUGCUAGCUAAAGGUGGUAUCUGCUUUAUAGGAGACUUGGCUUCACACAAAAAAGAUAAACUAGAACAGCUUCAAUCAGUUUUGGAAAGCAGAAGCAUCACAGUAUACAUCCCAGGAAAGAAGUUUGGGAAUGAUGUUAAUCAACACAUGACUUUUCCAGUUCAGUGCAGUUUUUGGUCUUUUGUUGAUAUGGAUUCAUCUUCAAGGAAAAAUAUGCAGAAAACCAACACUCUAAUUGGUCAGAUGGAUUGCAGUUUGAUUCCAGCUAAUCUCCUAGAGACAUUUGGAUUAUUGAUUAAUUGCAAUGAAUCAUCUUCUUUCUACCCACUUCUUUCUACUGUGCAACAUACUUUAAAGAAAGCCAUUGAUCCUGAAGGGCAGCUUUAUGUAGCUUCUAAGAACUUCACAACUGAAGAUUUUGAAAAGCUACUGGCUUUUGCAAAGAAUUUGAAUGUAGAAUUCAGUUUGGAGGCAGAAAGAAUGAUUCAUGGCUAUUAUCUAGCAAGUCGAAGAAUCAGAACAGAUUCUAUAAGUGGAUCAAAACUGUCAGCAUCUGCAUUAAAAUAUUUAGUUUCCCUAGCUGAAGCCCAUGCUCGACUGAGCUUAAGGAAUAAAGUGCUUAAAGAAGAUGCACUAAUUGCAGCCUUAUUAUUUGAAACAUCUCUCACACUGAAAUAUGGGGCCACUGUAUUUUGUGUUGCUCCAAGUGCAGUAUUUCCAUUUGAAUUGUAUAAUGAAGAGUAUUUAGAGCAGAGGGAUAUCUAUUUGACUCAAUGCCAACAGCAGCUCCAGCAGUUUAUUGCCACAUAUGGACCUGGGACAGCUAUUUUCACUAGUGAUGAAUAAGCAAUCGGAGGACAAUAUUUUCUUCAUAUUUAAGCAGUGAAAAGGGACUUUGAAGUAAUGCUUCAGGUACUACUAUGUACAGUAAUGCAUUAGAAUGCUAUCUUAAAUGUAUGAAAGAUAGUCUCAAUAUGAAUUUAGAAAUUAAGCAAUGUAAAAAAUGGGUCACUUUUAUGUAAUUCCCUCUAUUUGUCACAAGAUGGCAAUAAUACUUUAAAUGAGAAUAUUUACCUACAAAUAAGUUAUUUUUUUUUCAAAUUAAGUUAUUUUAAACCAUUUUUCUUGCACCUGAGAACCUGACAAAUGGAGUAAAUAACAGCAAUUUAUAUAAACAGAAGCCUCAAACUGAAGGAUGUUUCAUAUUUUAUUACAUAUCAUUACGUCUAUUAUAGUUUUGGAAGCCCUAAUUAUGAAGUCAGGGAAAGCUUGGUAUUUCCCAUAUUUUAUAAGCCAAGUUAAAUGAUAAUUUAAGUCAAAUCAAGGAGCAAGAAUUGGCUUUUUAAACCUAACUGGUUAUAAGAAAGUUACCAAAGGCAAAGAAACCAAUUUGCAAAUCCAGUCUGUUUUCGGAGGGAAGAGUUCUACUCUGAAUGGUGAGGAAAAUAUACUUAAGUUGUAAAAUCCACAAAUCCUUUUAAUUUUUCAAAGGCUUAAUAGAAAUUCUAAAAUAAAUAACCCUGAUUCUUUAGAAACUGUUAUCUCAGGGAACUUAACCAUACAGAUGGACAGGUCUCUCUACAGACCUUUGACAAGUCAUUCAGUAGUGAUUAUUCACUAGUCCCAGAAACCUAUAUUCCAUUUUAAGAAAGUAAAGCUAGUUUUUAAAAAACAAUUUAUAUAUUACAGUUCUGUAAUUCUAGUUAAAACCUUAUCUUGUGGCUUUUUGUUGCUAUACAGGUUUUGUACUGUUUGACUUGUAAUACUGAAAUUAUAACCUGGAUAAAAGCAAGUAAUUUUAUAUAUUGUGACUCAAUAGGGUUGAAAAGUAAGAUUUACCUAAGUCUUCAGUUAGGAAUUCAGUUUUAGAAUUAUUGUAAAUCCUCAAGUCCUGGACAGACUAGACUGUCCAGUCACUAUUUUCCUUAAUGUAACAUACUUGUACUGGCAUCAGGAUUAUUUUUUUCCAGAGCAAUUAAUGUUUUUAAUUUUUUUUCAUUAACAUUUAUUCAUGAGAGAGAGAACAAGGGAGGGGGGAGCAGAGAAACCUAAGUUGACUCCACACUCAGGGCAGAGCCUGACACGGGGCUUGAUCUCACAACCCAAGCAGAAACCAAGAGUUGGAUACCCAAUCAACCGUACCACCCAGGCACCUCAGGAUUACUUUUUUUAUUCAAAGGUAAAAACAAAGAAUAAAAUAAGAUUUAAUCUUAAACUCUGUAGGUCACAGGUAUAAUCUUUACUUGUAAGGGAUAAUUCAUUAAGGUGGUUAGGAGAUUCUAAAUACUCGUUUUUAGGUAUAGUAGCAGGUUCUUAAGGGGAGGUGUCCAUGGUUAUCUAGUUUGCUGAAAUCCCCUAAGGCAAGAAAAGGCAGGAGAAGUGGAGGUACUGGACUGUUUCCCCAGCUGACUGCCCCCUCAAAGGUUGUCAUUCCACAAAUGAGCUAGUUAUUGACAAGAACAUACUAUCCUUAAAGUAUGUUAAAAACAGUCUGACUAGUAAUUAUAAGAAUCGAACUGUUUAAACAUUUGAUAUAUUUUAAAGAUUAAUACUUUAUUGCCUAGCAAUUAUAAGUAUUCAAACAUGUAUUUUUCUAUAACUUAUUGUGAGGUGAUCAAUGUUAAAUAAAAUAUUAAUUUUCAA